Onychostoma macrolepis is the source of this 2545-nucleotide messenger RNA. It is a transcript of the gene rnf217, whose product is annotated as ring finger protein 217. Gene Ontology annotation, cellular component: cytoplasm; ubiquitin ligase complex. The record is from RefSeq and is a predicted model, not a curated record. Gene Ontology annotation, biological process: ubiquitin-dependent protein catabolic process; positive regulation of proteasomal ubiquitin-dependent protein catabolic process; protein polyubiquitination. The coding region runs from base 980 to 1756 and encodes 258 amino acids. The transcript has 6 exons. Lineage: Eukaryota; Metazoa; Chordata; Actinopteri; Cypriniformes; Cyprinidae. Gene Ontology annotation, molecular function: zinc ion binding; ubiquitin conjugating enzyme binding; ubiquitin protein ligase activity.
UCAACUUCUAAACUUCUCAAGACCCAUUCGAUUGCAAUCUAUUUAUAUUUUUAAACAGAAGAACAUUCCUCAUGUAAACAACUCCUUAAGCUGUCUUCUAUGUUAAAAUAUCUCAACUAGUAUGACUAGAAUUGUGGCAGUUGUAGCUGAAGAUUGCAGACAUUGAAAAGGUGGCCUAAGAAAUGCAUCCUAUCAUGUCAGGUGAACCCCAAGUUGUAAAUGAAUAGAUCACUCAAAAAAUGAAAAUUCUGCAUUCAUUUGCCCAACCUAUUUCAUUUCAAACCUCUAUGACUUUCUUUCUUCUGUGCAACACAAAAAAGAAGAUAUUCUGAAGAAUUCUGUGGUCAGACCCCAUUCACUGAAAGUAUAUUUACUUUGAAACAGUUUCACUUGGAAACUGCUAGCAAAUUCCGCAAACAAUUUCAAAGAAAUGACAAUUAAAGCAUUGAAUUAAAUGUGAAAUUUUGAAAUUGUAUGUUCUUGUAAAAUAAUCAUUAAAACUUAGAAUUUCAGAGUUGACUUUCAUUGUAUGGAGUAUGGACAUAAAAAAAACAUGACAACAUAUGGGUGACUAAAUGAUGACAGAAUUUUCAUUUUCGUGUAACCUUCUUUAAGACCUUCAUGUAACCCUAAACUAAAAAUAUAUUUUUUUUUCAUAUCCCUACUUAUACUCUAAUAUCAGGUUCUUAGGAAGAGGUCUAGAAAAGGUUUUAUUUUUAAUUUUUUUUUUUAUAUGCAGUGGCAGUGAGUCAUGUCGCUGGCAAGGGGAGGAAGAACUUGUGCUGUAAUUGAUUGCUUAAUCACUGAGCUCAGCCUCUCUGUGCCCUAAUUACAUUACAUGACUGUUGGCUGGAAGGUCUGUGCACGGUUUGCAGGCAACAUAGUAACAAUUUGCCCUUCUGGAGGGAUCUUGUGGUCGUAAUUAAGUAACGUUGGCUUGACUGUUGCUGCUCUACUCUCAAAUCAGAUUUAUUGCCCCAUGAAUGAUCUUGGGGGUCAGGCAGAGGUUCACGUGGGUCGGGCACACUUGGUGUGUCCCAUCACAGAGUGCAGUGGUUUCUUGGAGGAAAGUUUGGUGAUUUCGCACCUAUCCAGUGAAGAGCUGGCAAAAUACAAGUACUUCUUGGAGCUGAGCAGACUGGACUCCAGCACAAAACCGUGUCCCCAGUGCAGCCUGUUUACUUCUUUGAAGGGUCAUAGCCAACAGACGUCUACCAAGAGUGAACAUAAGUAUAAGAUUCAGUGCACAAAGUGCCAGUUUGUCUGGUGUUUUAAAUGCCACUCGCCCUGGCACGAAGGCCUGAAGUGUCGAGACUACAGGAAAGGAGACAAGCUGUUGCGUCACUGGGCCAGCGUCAUCGAACACGGACAGAGGAACGCUCAGAAGUGUCCACGCUGCAGGAUCCACAUUCAGAGAACAGAGGGCUGUGAUCACAUGACCUGCACGCAGUGCAACACUAACUUCUGUUAUCGUUGCGGUGAGAAGUAUAGGCAUCUGCGCUUCUUUGGGGACCACACCUCCAACCUGAGCGUGUUUGGAUGCAAGUACCGCUACCUGCCUGAGAAACCCCAUCUGCGCCGGCUGGUCCGAGGCUCUGUUUGUAUGAGUAAAGUGCUGGUGGCUCCAGUGGUCAUUGUCCUCGUGGUGGUUGUUGGAGCUCUGGCUUUGGUCAUAGGCUUGUUUGCGUUGCCUAUCUACUACAUCUGUAAGAGGAGGAGGAAGCGCUCACAGGGGUCGGGCCGCUGGCUGUGCUGAUUCAGCUUGGGUCAUCCUGCUCAGGACCUGGACACACAAACACACGCCCUAAAAAUAGCUCUGGGUGCCAAGUGACCGAACACUGGCCACUUAGAUACAACAAUCACCACGAGCAGUUUUCCUGUUCGCUGCAUCUCAUGAAUAUUCUCAAUUGCACAGUGACCCUUUCCUCCACAUGGCGUCUUUGGCAUCGUGAUCAAAGACAAAUUUUUGGAAUGUUUUAUUUAUAACCCCCAAACGGAUUUGAAUUCAGUUCAUUUUUAGGAAUGGAACUAUAGACUGCUAAUAAUUUCCUGCAGGAUGUGUUAUGCAGUGGAGCCACACAGCGUGAAUGAUUUUGUCCUUCAAUCUAUUUAUGACGUGCAUCAGAUGUUAUAAUCUGUAAGCGUUUAGUGCUUGAUGAUGGGGAGUUGAUGAAUUAAUGUCUGUCCCUCUUGAUCCCCUCUCUGUUCCUCCCUGCCCUUCAUGCUGUGCCAACAUCCGCAGGAAUUUGCAUGAUCAACAAAACACGUUUCUGUCUACUGCACUGUGGAAAACAAAGGGCCCAGAAUUACAGGGGACCCGCAGCUCCACGCCAAGACAUGUAGGUCAUCUAGGUCAUGCAAAUCAGUACUGUGUCAUGCAAAAGUGUUCAAGCUCUGUGUUUGCACAAAUCUAAAGCUGUAAACCAAACUCAAAAUACACUGUGGGGUCAACAAGACCACUCCGAGACCACUUUUGAAAAUGCAAUUUUGAAUCUCUCUAAUUUAAUGUUUAAAUUAUUUCACUGCAAUUGUUAAGUUAAUAAUA